Molecule: messenger RNA, 1355 nt
Organism: Formica exsecta
Lineage: Eukaryota; Metazoa; Arthropoda; Insecta; Hymenoptera; Formicidae
Gene: Ufd1-like
Product: ubiquitin fusion degradation protein 1 homolog
Exons: 5
Coding region: 156-1058 (300 amino acids)
Cellular component (GO): VCP-NPL4-UFD1 AAA ATPase complex
Molecular function (GO): polyubiquitin modification-dependent protein binding
Source: RefSeq, a predicted model, not a curated record
GGAAUGCAGCCAAUAAAAGACUUAAAUUCAUAGUAAAAUAUAGUGCUUAAUUGAUCCGGGUUGAAUUAACCCGUUCAUUCGAAAACGCUAUAAUUUAUAUCGUUCCCAUAUAACAAAAGUUUUAUAAAACAUUGUCAAGAAAAUUAAUUGCAAAUAUGUUUCAAUUCGGGUUUAACAUGUUUCCGGAGAUCCCACGCCCUUUCAACACUCAAUACAAAUGCUUUUCGGUGUCGAUGUUACCCGGCACCUACCGUCAGGAUGUCGAGCGCGGUGGCAAAAUAAUCAUGCCACCAUCCGCUCUGGAACAACUCACCAGGCUUAAUAUUAUUUAUCCAAUGUUGUUCAAAUUGACCAAUAAGAAAACAAAUAGAAUUACUCACUGUGGUGUGCUGGAGUUUAUCGCCGAUGAAGGCAAAGUCUAUUUACCUUACUGGAUGAUGCAUAAUCUUUUAUUGGAAGAAGGUGAGCUGCUAAAUGUAGAGAGUGUGUCGUUACCAGUUGCAACGUUCUCGCGGUUUCAGCCACAGUCGGAAGACUUCCUAGACAUUACAAAUCCAAAGGCUGUGCUGGAGAACGGUCUACGCAGUUUUGCCUGUCUGACUACAGGCGACUUAGUCGCUAUCAAAUAUAAUCAAAAAAUUUACGAGAUGUGUGUUCUUGAGACCAGACCUGGUUCGGCAGUUAGUAUCAUUGAAUGUGAUAUGAAUGUAGAGUUUGCACCGCCAGUUGGUUAUAAAGAACCAAAGAGAGAGAUAAAAAAGGAGGAAAACGAGAUGGAGGAUUUGGCCGAUUUGAUGCCGGCGCCAACUGGUUUUGUGCCUUUCAAGGGUGAGGGCGUUCGGUUGGACGGCAAGAAGCGCAAAGACACACCCAAGCAGGAAACUUUGGCUGCUAAACCGACUUAUGUUCGAGGAAUACCCGAUUACGAUUAUCAGAUAGGCACUCUCAGAUUUCUGCGCAACAUGAAGCCAAUAAAUAAUAAAGAGAUGAAGGAUUCAGACGAAUUUAAGGCGUUCAGUGGCGAAGGGUUCACCCUUCUGAGGAAAUCUAGAAAAUAAUAAAAUAACAAGUGCGCGUGCACAUACAAAUACACAAGCGUUUAUCCUUUUUAAUUUAUAAAUUAAUUUUUAUGAAUGUUUAUCUUAGAGAUUGAAUAAAUAUUUUUCUUCGAUUGAAAUAAUAUUCUUGUAAGAAUGUUCUAUUAUGGAAUGACGUUUCUUAUUUGUUACAAAAAUGUGAUUAAAGGAUAGUUAAUUUUUUGCUUCAGAGUUAUAUUUAUAUUGAUACUAUUUGUAAAUAUUAUUACUAUCUCUUAAUAAAUUUGGCAUGUCUUUAUUUUCCAUUAAUUUUUUUAA